AUGACGAAACGAAGUUUCAAGCGCCUGCCAAGAAGCAUCAUUCCUAAGAACUAUGUGAUCACUCUCAAGACGGAUUUUCAAAAGUCGGUGUGCCCGGGGUCCGUGAAAAUUUCACUGGAGAUAGUAGAAACAACGUCUGUGAUUCUCCUGGAUGCUCUCGACCUCAAGAUACAGACUUGCUCCUUGGAGCUUGCCGACGGAGCGAUUUCGAAGCCUAAGGAAAUUCGUCUCAUGCCAGAAGAUGGAAGACUGGAGCUCUCUUUCGAGCAAAAUCUGCCUUUGGGCUCAUGCGCUCUAUCCAUCGAGUUCGAGGGAGAAAUUAACACCAGUCUCCGGGGAUUUUAUAAAACGACACCGAAAGGAGAGCUCCAGGCUAUUCCCGAAGCUCACGGCGUCACCCAGUUCGCGGCCACCGAGGCUCGACGGUGUUUCCCCUGCUGGGACGAGCCAUCCUUCAAAGCGACUUUCGAGCUGACCUUAAUCGUUCCUCAACAUCUACAAACCCUCUCCAACAUGGAUGCGGAGGAAACUACCACGCUUGACGAUGGACUGAAAAAAAUUCGUCACCCAAAAACCCCAAAGAUGAGCUCUUACCUAGUGGCGUUCGCGAUCGGGAAAUACGAUUUCUUGGAGUCGUCGACAAAAUCGAACGUUCGAGUUCGUGUUUACGCUCCGAAAGGGAUGGGGGAACUCGGCGACUUCGCUCUGAAGUUCGCCGUGAAAUCAUUGGAAUUCUAUGAAGAUUAUUUUUCCAUUCCUUACCCGUUACCGAAGCUCGAUCUCCUGGCCGUGAAUGAUUUCGCCUACGGCGCCAUGGAAAACUGGGGCCUCGUAAUCUUCAGACAAAGUCGACUCCUGUUUGAUGAAUUGCGUAGUGACUCUUCGACUAGAGAGGACGUAUCUCUUGUCGUGGCUCACGAACUUGCGCAUCAAUGGUUCGGGAACAUCGUCACCAUGGAAUGGUGGACUCAUCUGUGGCUCAACGAGGGCUUCGCACAAUUCAUGGAAAUCCUAUGCACGCAAGCAAUCAGUCCGGAGCUUGGCGUUUGGUCGCAGCUUUCGCUCGAACUCAACACUGCCUUGACGCUCGAUGCGCUCGAUAGCUCCCACCCCAUUGAGGUCCCAAUACAUCAUCCAUCGGAAAUUGAUGAAAUUUUCGAUAGAAUUUCCUACAGCAAAGGCUCGGCGAUUAUAUCCAUGCUGUACCACCACAUAGGUGAUGAGAAGUUUCGCAAAGGAAUGGCGAGGUACCUCAACAAACACGAAUACGGUAAUGCUCAGACGGAAGAUCUGUGGCACGCUCUACAGACUCCGGAGGAGUCAUCGGUCCUCGAUUUGAUGCAGCCGUGGACGUCCCAGAUGGGCUUCCCUCAGCUCUCCGUGAAAAUGGUUGACGGAGAUCUACUCAUUAGCCAAGAGAAGUUCUACUCGACCGCUGAGAAUGCCCAGAAGGCCGUCAUAAAGCCAACAUGGAAGGUUCCCGUGAGCAUUGCUACCAACGCUUCGGCCGCACCGAUCAGAGUUGUUCUUGAAAACGACUCCACCACUGUGAAGCUGCCGACGGGGGUCGAAUGGGUUCAUGUGAACUCAGGAGGUACCGGCGUCUUCAGGACACUAUACGAAGAAUCCAUGUUCAACAACCUCCUGGUGGCCUUGAAGAACAAAGAGCUCACCAACGACCGAGAUCGUUUCGUCAUCCAUGCGGAUCUUUCAGCCCAGGUCGCCGCAAAUUAUCGGAGCAGCGCACAGCUCCUACAACUCACGUCCAUUUUGAGUGACGAUGAAAGCUACAUCGUUUGGGUGUCGAUCAGAGGAGCACUCAGAGAGCUGGCUCUCGUUUACCAGACCGACCGAGAUCUACACGAAUCGAUUGCCCGCUUCGCACGACAAGUAUUCUCGAAAAUCUUCGCUCUACUCGGAUGGGAUGAGUCUCCAAAGGACGAUCAUUGUCGAGCCCUUCUGAGGACUUUGGUGAUCGAUGCUCUGAUAGGUUUCGAUGACAGAGACGUAAUAGCGGAAGCAGCGAAGAGAUUCCGAGACAGCUUGGCGGGCGAAGCCUCUCUGUCCGGCAACCUGAAAGCCGCCGCUUACAGAGGAUUCGCGAAGUCAGGCGACAAGACUGUUUGGGACACCCUAUGGCAAAUGUUCCGAACGGCUGGAAUGCAAGAAGAUGAAGUCAAAAUAUUGCUUGCAUUGGGCUCUUCGAACGAUGAGGGAACGAUCCAGAAACUCUUGGAUUCGAAUCUCACCGAUGAGAUUCGAUCUCAGCAGGGUCCGCAAGUCAUUAGGGCUAUAGCGCAAACCUCGAAGGGUCUCCCGAUGCUCUGGCAACAUUACACCAAGUGGCAUGAGAAGUACAACGAGAGAUUCAAUGCGGGAAUUUUGCUACCCGCUUUCAUCAAGGCGCUCACCGGGAGCUUCAGUACCGAGUCGAUGGCUAGCGAGAUCCGGUCUUUCUUCGAAAAGAAUCCUCUGUCCGGAACUGAACGCUCGCUCCUCCAAUCGCGAGAAGAAAUACUCAGACGAGCUGCCUGGCGAGAUCGGGACGAGCAAUCGCUCAGGAAUUUCUUCAGCAAGCCACCUUCGAACCUUUGA
This is a messenger RNA of Galendromus occidentalis (western predatory mite), 2595 nucleotides long. RefSeq names its product puromycin-sensitive aminopeptidase. Gene Ontology annotation, molecular function: zinc ion binding; peptide binding; metalloaminopeptidase activity. Lineage: Eukaryota; Metazoa; Arthropoda; Arachnida; Mesostigmata; Phytoseiidae. Gene Ontology annotation, biological process: proteolysis; peptide catabolic process. Gene Ontology annotation, cellular component: membrane; cytoplasm. The record is from RefSeq and is a predicted model, not a curated record.